CCUUCUCAUGCUACGCUAGUUCAUCGUAGUGACGGCGGCAUCAAUUUCUGAAUUAAUUACCAUUUGUCGCAAAAACUGCGCGUCCUUUGCCUUUCUAUACUUAAAAUUUUCUUCUCGUUUAGGUUGUGUUAAAUUGUGAUCUAAAUGGCAUCGGACGAAGAGGUAGACGGUUCUUUUGCAGGUGACGAGGAUGUUGAGGAAGGUGAGGGUCAGAACGAGAAUUCUGCAGAAAGUGAUGAAGCACCACCUAAAGAGGAUGACGACUACUCACCAGAGGACGGCAGAAAGAAGAAAAAAGGAAAGAAAAGAAAAGCCAGAGGUGAAGAAAAGAAAGGCAGAAAGAAGAAAAAGAAGAGAAAGAAUGAAAGCGAAGAAGAUGACGACUUUGGUCUGGAGGUUGAGGCGGAGGGCGACAGUGAUUAUGCACUGAGUGCUGUCUCGUCCAGCAAGAAGUCGCGUAAGGGCCGCGGCAGCAAACACAACACUUCCAAUCCGGUGGCUUCAGAUUCAGGAUCUGGUAUGCCAACAGUGGAAGAGGUCUGCUCCUCAUUUGGUCUCACAGAUGUGGACAUACAGUAUACAGAUGCAGACCUCGAGAAUUUGACUAGUUACAAACUGUUCCAACAACAUGUGCGACCGUUUAUUGUUAAAGAAAAUCCAAAGGUACCAGUGUCAAAAUUAAUGAUGUUGGUAGCAGCAAAGUGGCGACUUUUCUGUGAAACAAAUCCACAUCUCGAUGGUGGCAAUAAUCAGAACAUUGGCGGCUCAGAAGAAAACACAAAUACUUCGACUACGUCAGAUUACGCGCCGAAGCGAGGUGGUCGGCCGCCAAAAGAAAAUAAGAUCGAGGACUCAAUAGAUGAGCCAGAAGAGGAAGACGAUGAAGGUAUCAGUGAUGAAGGCACGCCGGCGCCUCGUAAACGCGGCCGCAAGCCCAAACACGGUACUAGUUCCACGCCUCGGGGCAAACCGGGCAGGAAGCCUAAAGUGCCCACGCUCAAGAUCAAGUUUAGCAAGCGAAAGCGGACUAGCAGUGAGGAAGACCAAGAAGGUAGCGCUGGUGCGAACUCGGAUUCAGAUGCCGAGUUUGAACAAAUGUUGGCAGAGGCUGAAGAGACCAAACCGGCCGCCGCCGCGGACGAACCAGGAGCUCCAGUUAAGGAAGAAGAUCCUAAUCUACCGCCACAACCCAAAAAGAAAGCUAAAACGAAAAUCGGCAACAAGAGCAAGAAAAAGAAGAAAAUGAAAACAACAAAUAAGUUUCCCGAUGGCACUGAAGGGGAGCAGGAGCACCAGGACUAUUGUGAGGUGUGCCAACAAGGCGGCGAGAUAAUCCUGUGCGACACGUGCCCGCGCGCCUACCACCUGGUGUGCCUGGAGCCCGAGCUGGAGGAGACGCCCGAGGGCCGCUGGUCGUGUCCGCACUGCGAGGCCGAGGGCAACCAGGACCAGGACGACGAUGAUGAGCACCAGGAGUUUUGUAGAAUUUGCAAAGACGGCGGCGAGUUGUUAUGCUGCGACUCAUGUCCGUCUGCGUACCAUCGCUUCUGUUUGAAUCCGCCGUUGGAAGAGGUGCCAGAUGGGGAGUGGAAAUGUCCUAGAUGUAGUUGUCCACCUAUGGACGGGAAAGUGGCGAAAAUUCUCACAUGGCGAUGGAAGGAGUCGAGCGGCAAGUCAAAAUGCCCAAGGACCAGGGAAUUCUUUGUCAAAUGGCAUGAACGGUCGUAUUGGCAUUGUAGCUGGAUAUCUGAGUUGCAGCUGGACGUGUUCCACCCGCUGAUGUACCGGUACUACAUGCGCAAGUCGGACCCGGAGGAGCCGCCCAAGCUGGAGGCGGAGGAGGAGCGCGAGGGCCGCAAGCGGUACAGCAAGCACGCGCACCACGACCCCGACGAGAAGAUGCUCGAGGAGAAGUACUACAAGUAUGGUGUAAAACCAGAAUGGCUGAUAGUUCACCGAGUUAUAAAUCAUCGUACUUCUCGGGAUGGGACAACAUACUUUUUGGUCAAGUGGCGUGAUCUUUCCUACGACCAAGCUACAUGGGAAUCUGAACAUGCAGAUAUAGCAGGAUUGAAAAACGCCAUAGAAUAUUAUCAGGACAUGCGCGCUUUUAUAACAUCAGAAGGCAAGACGAAAGGAAGCAAAGGCAAGAAAGCUGGACGCAAGAGUAAGAAUAAGGACAAUACCGACGAUGACGAAAAUAGCAGCGGCAUUCAAGGGAAGGGUUACAAAAAAUACAACCCUCCUCCUGACCGGCCGACUACUAACUUGAAUAAGAAGUACGAAGACCAGCCACCAUUUGUCUACGAGACGGGAAUGCAACUGCAUCCAUACCAGUUGGAAGGGUUGAACUGGUUGCGGUAUUCUUGGGGCCAAGGAAUCGAUACCAUCCUGGCCGAUGAGAUGGGUCUCGGAAAAACUAUACAGACAGUUACGUUUUUGUACUCCUUAUUUAAGGAAGGUCACUGCAAGGGACCAUUCUUAGUUUCUGUACCUCUGUCCACUAUCAUCAAUUGGGAGAGAGAGUUUGAAUUGUGGGCGCCAGACUUGUAUUGUAUUACCUAUGUGGGUGAUAAAGAUUCUCGAGCGGUUAUACGUGAGAAUGAGCUUACCUUCGACGAUGGUGCAAACAGAGGCGGCCGACCAUCAAAGAUAAAGUCACAAGUCAAAUUCAAUGUUCUAUUAACUUCAUAUGAAUUGAUCUCAAUUGAUUCCACUUGCCUUGGUUCAAUCGAUUGGGCCGUUCUUGUCGUAGACGAAGCUCACAGGUUAAAGAGUAAUCAGUCCAAAUUCUUCAGGCUUUUGGCUGGAUAUCAUAUUAAUUAUAAGUUACUGUUGACUGGUACUCCAUUGCAAAAUAACUUGGAGGAACUUUUCCAUCUCCUCAACUUCUUGAACAAAGAUAAAUUUAAUGACUUAGCUGCAUUCCAAAACGAGUUUGCCGACGUGUCAAAGGAGGAACAAGUAAAGAGGCUUCACGAAAUGCUCGGACCGCACAUGUUGCGUCGUCUCAAAGCCGACGUACUCAAAAACAUGCCUGCAAAAUCUGAGUUUAUUGUGCGUGUGGAAUUAUCCCCAAUGCAAAAGAAAUACUAUAAGUACAUUUUGACGAGGAAUUAUGAGGCGUUGAAUCCGAAGAGCGGAGGUCAGACAGUUUCUCUUCUUAACGUGAUGAUGGAUUUGAAGAAAUGUUGUAACCAUCCCUAUUUGUUCCCUGUCGCUGCUGAAGAAGCUCCAUUAGGUCCUCACGGUAAUUACGACACCCAGGCAUUAGUUAAGGCGUCAGGAAAACUUGUGCUCAUGUCCAAGAUGUUGAGACAACUGAAAGAGCAAGGCCAUAGAGUUCUAAUUUUCUCACAGAUGACAAAAAUGUUGGAUAUUUUGGAAGAUUUCUUGGAAGGCGAAGGAUAUAAAUACGAAAGGAUUGACGGUGGUAUCACAGGAACAAUUCGUCAAGAAGCUAUCGAUAGGUUCAAUGCACCAGGCGCUCAGCAGUUUGUGUUUCUGCUAUCGACCAGAGCUGGUGGUUUAGGUAUUAACUUGGCCACAGCCGAUACUGUUAUUAUAUACGAUUCAGAUUGGAACCCGCACAAUGAUAUCCAGGCCUUCUCUCGAGCUCAUCGUAUCGGUCAAGCUAAUAAAGUCAUGAUCUAUCGAUUUGUGACACGUAACAGUGUUGAAGAAAGAGUAACGCAAGUAGCUAAAAGGAAGAUGAUGUUGACUCACUUGGUUGUACGUCCCGGUAUGGGUGGAAAAGGCGCUAACUUUACGAAGCAAGAAUUGGAUGAUAUUUUAAGGUUUGGUACGGAAGAAUUGUUCAAGGAGGAGGAAGGCAAAGAAGAAGCUAUUCAUUAUGAUGACAAAGCUGUAGCUGAGCUGCUCGACAGAUCGAAAGAAGGUAUUGAACAGAAAGAAUCCUGGGCUAAUGAAUAUCUUAGCUCCUUCAAAGUGGCAAGUUAUUCAACAAAGGAAGGCGAUGGGGAAGAGGAAGUUGAUACUGAGAUUAUUAAACAAGAAGCCGAAAAUACUGACCCCGCUUACUGGAUCAAACUGCUCAGACAUCAUUAUGAACAACAUCAAGAAGACCAGGCUAGAACACUCGGAAAAGGUAAACGAGUUCGUAAACAGGUUAAUUAUAAUGACGGCAGUGUUGCGCAAACUGAAAACAGGGAAGACUCGACAUGGCAAGAAAAUGGAUCCGAUUACAACUCUGACUUCUCACAGGGAAGUGAAGAUGACAAAGAAGACGAUGACUUCGAUGAAAAGAACGAUAAUGGUGAUCUCCUCAGCCGUAGAAGCAAGAGACGACUGGAAAGGCGAGAGGAAAGAGACAGACCUCUACCACCUUUACUUGCCAGAGUCGGAGGCAACAUGGAAGUCCUCGGAUUCAACGCCAGACAAAGAAAAUCAUUCCUUAACGCGAUCAUGCGAUAUGGUAUGCCGCCGCAAGAUGCGUUUAAUUCGCAAUGGUUAGUUAGAGAUUUAAGAGGCAAGUCAGAACGAAAUUUCAAAGCCUACGUGUCGUUGUUCAUGAGGCAUCUAUGUGAACCGGGCGCGGAUAAUGCGGAGACGUUCGCAGACGGUGUUCCCAGAGAAGGCCUAUCUCGCCAACACGUACUGACGAGGAUUGGUGUUAUGAGUCUGAUUAGAAAAAAAGUUCAGGAGUUCGAACAUAUUAAUGGCUAUUACAGCAUGCCAGAAUUGGUUCGAAAACCAGUAGAACCAGUAAAAAUUGCGGGAGCGGAAAGUGCGGCUCCAAGCCCCGCGCCAUCUACCGCCACGCCUAUCACUUCCGCUGCCCCUUCGCCUGCCCCCACACAAGCCACACAAGUCUCAGGACAAGCCCCUACACCGGGUGGCUCAGAAAAGGACGAGAAAGAAGAGACGAAAGAUGACAAGUCUGAUUCAAAAGACAGCAAAGAUAAGGACGAGCCGAUGGACACGAGCGACAUCAAAGAGGAUAUCAAACCGGAAGAGAAGGAAACUAAGGUAGAUAAAGAAGAAGUUAAGGAGGAGCGUCGUAUGUCCGUCGACGACGAAUCGCCUAAAGAGGAAGAAAAACCUGAAGAGAAGAAAGUAGAAGAGAAAGAGGAGAAACCAGAAAAGGAAGAUGACAAAAAAGAUGACGUAAAGAGUGAGAAAGCUGAGUCUGAGGCUUCUGAGAAGCCGAAAGAAGAUAAGAAAGAUGAGGAUGACGACGACGUGGUGCUCGUCAAGGAGGAGGAGGAUCUCAAGGUUGAACGCCGCAAGUUCAUGUUCAACAUCGCUGACGGUGGUUUCACAGAACUGCAUACGUUGUGGCUGAACGAGGAAAGAGCAGCGGCGCCUGGUAGAGAGUACGAGAUCUGGCACAGGCGGCACGACUACUGGCUACUAGCCGGUAUCGUGACGCACGGCUACGGCCGCUGGCAAGACAUUCAGAAUGACCUGCGGUUCGCGAUCAUCAAUGAGCCGUUCAAGAUGGACGUUGGCAAGGGCAACUUCCUUGAGAUUAAGAAUAAAUUCCUGGCGAGGCGAUUUAAGCUCCUCGAGCAAGCGCUAGUGAUCGAGGAGCAGCUCCGGCGCGCCGCGUACCUGAACCUGACGCAGGACCCGAACCACCCGGCGAUGUCGCUGAACGCGCGCUUCGCGGAGGUGGAGUGCCUCGCGGAGUCGCACCAGCACCUCAGCAAGGAGUCGCUCGCGGGCAACAAGCCGGCCAACGCGGUGCUGCAUAAGGUGCUGAACCAGCUGGAGGAGCUGCUGUCGGACAUGAAGUCGGACGUGUCGCGGCUGCCGGCGACGCUGGCGCGCAUCCCGCCCGUGGCGCAGCGCCUGCAGAUGUCCGAGCGGUCCAUCCUGUCGCGCCUCGCGGCCACCGCCGGCAACCCCGUGCCCGCCGGUCAAAUGGCGCAGUUCCCGGGCGGGUUCCAGUCGGGCACGCUGCCGGGCUUCUCGGCGGCGGCUGCGGCGGCCAACUUCACCAACUUCCGGCCGCAGUACUCUGUGCCCGGACAACCCGCCACGCCCUCUUCUAAUGUGAGUUGA
Messenger RNA from Colias croceus (clouded yellow), 6027 nucleotides. It is a transcript of the gene Mi-2, whose product is annotated as chromodomain-helicase-DNA-binding protein Mi-2 homolog. NCBI's taxonomy places the organism in Eukaryota, Metazoa, Arthropoda, Insecta, Lepidoptera, Pieridae. The record is from RefSeq and is a predicted model, not a curated record. The transcript is spliced from 18 exons. The coding region runs from base 145 to 6027 and encodes 1960 amino acids. Gene Ontology annotation, molecular function: histone binding; chromatin binding; ATP-dependent chromatin remodeler activity. Gene Ontology annotation, cellular component: chromatin; nucleus. Gene Ontology annotation, biological process: chromatin remodeling; negative regulation of transcription by RNA polymerase II.